CAAUACGCAGUUCCUCAACCGACCACGAGGGUGGCGCUCGAGCGACGCGUUUGACGCCAACCAACCACAUCCUGCAGGAAGAAGAAGAAGAAGAAAAAGACUGUAGCAGGAUGGCACAGUUGGGUGCCAUAUUCUCAAUAGUCGCCGCUCUCGGGGGAGCAGCUCUCCUCGGCUCCGUGCACAAGAUCGAUGAGGGACACACCGGUGUUUACUACAGAGGAGGGGCUCUCCUGACCACCACCAGCAGCCCUGGUUUCCAUCUGAUGCUUCCAUUCAUCACCACCUACAAGUCUGUUCAGACGACAUUGCAGACAGACGAGGUGAAGAAUGUACCGUGUGGCACAAGCGGAGGAGUGAUGAUUUACUUUGACCGCAUAGAGGUGGUGAACUUUCUCGUCCCGUCAGCAGUGUUCGACAUAGUGAAGAACUUCACGGCGGACUACGACAAAGCUUUGAUAUUUAACAAGGUUCACCACGAGCUCAACCAGUUCUGCAGCGUCCACUCACUGCAGGAGGUCUACAUCGGCUUGUUUGACCAAAUCGAUGAGAACCUGAAGUUAACUCUGCAGGAGGACUUGACAUCCAUGGCGCCCGGACUCAUCAUACAGGCGGUCCGAGUUACAAAGCCCAACAUCCCGGAGAGCAUUCGAAGGAACUACGAGCUCAUGGAGAGCGAGAAAACGAAGCUGCUGAUUUCCCAACAGACACAGAAGGUUGUGGAGAAGGAGGCAGAAACGGAGAGGCUCAAAGCUGUGAUAGAGGCUGAGAAGGUGGCACAAGUGUCGGAGAUAAAGUUUGGACAGAAAGUCAUGGAGAAGGAAACCGAAAGGAAGAUCUCCGAAAUUGAAGACAGCGGUUUCCUGGCCCGGCAAAAAGCCAGAGCAGAUGCAGAGUUUUACACAUCCCAGAGAACAGCCGAGGCCAAUAAGCUGAAGCUAACACCCGAGUACCUGCAGCUGAUGAAGUACAAGUCCAUCGCAGCCAACAGCAAGAUCUACUUCGGCAACGACAUCCCCCAGAUGUUCGUGGACUCCGGCUCCGCGGGGAGCUCCAUCACGGCCUCCGCGCUGGACGUGGUCGCCGAGCAGAUCCUGGACCUGGAUUAGCGCGUGACCCCGCCCCCCCCCCCCCCCGACCGAGCGUGGAAAGGACUGUCGGCCGGAGGGCGGGCGCCCAGCCCUCAGCUGGCAGGAGCCGCAGCCCUCUGACUCUGAGAAUCUCCGCUGACCAACGUCUGUAAUUCUCAAACUCUUUCGGAAUAACUGCCAGAAAGCCCCAACGUAAGUACGACUAGGAUGUAACCUCCUCCGAGCCGAGGACUUGAGCCAAGCUCCCUUUGCGCCUACUCUGUUGGGAUGGAUCACAGAGCAGUAAAUAAUGUGGAAUGAAGACUACUCGAACUGUGGGUGUAUAAUUAACUAAUUUAAAAUUCCGCAAGCGUAAAACCACUAUUUUUAAGUCCACUUGCCCUCAUUGUAGCAAUCGUGCCGCAUUCGUUUAGCCACAACAUCAAGGACCACAAAUCCAUUAUUACUCGUGUGUUCAUAUCAGUUCUCAUUAAGCAUUUGAAGUGACAAUUGUUCAGCGGCGGUGGAAUCAAAUGUGUUAGUUCAUCUUUUAUGGGCAAUGAAUUAAUUUGCCAAACCGUGUCUGCUAGUUGUUGUUUUUUUAAACCAAGAAAUCAAUGGCAUGAUUAAAAUCAAUUAUUUCUAAAGUGAUGGGUUUCUGAUUUCAGUAGUAAAACAAAAUAUUAGCCUCUCAUUGCUCUCCGCUGACAGACCAUUUUUAUCAGCUUUUGCUAGUUACAUAAUGAAGCUAACACGCUAGCGCCAUGUGUUGAAAAACGCCUUGUCCAUUUUAAAUGUUUACAGCUGACUCCUUUAAAAACAAGAAUGUUGGCAGCAAAGGGAUCAUAAAUAUUCACUUAAUUAAUGGAUAAAAAUCCACCUAUAGUCUGAGGCUAAAGCCACAUGGUUCACGUGAAGUCAUAAACUUCAUUUUUCAAUCCUCUCAAUGUAAAUGUGGUGUGCUAAUUAUUUCACUCCGAAGUAAAGCAACUGUUAGUAGUAAACUAGUUAGUUCGAUAUGCUAACAAAUGCAACUUAUCCGAGCACAGAUGCAUCCAUUUCUUGUAUUUGGUGUUUUGAAAAGACGGUAAAGGGAUCUUACUAAACUUUUUCAAAAUCAGCACAUCUCUCUUUCUGCAGGCCAAAGCGCACUGAAUAGUGGCGGGAUUUUGCUAACGAUCAAUUGCAACAACGCUGUGUGAGUGAAGCACAUCCAUUCCAAAAGGAAAGCAAAUAAAAAUGUUCCUCCAGAAAGCUUUUAAGCCCAGUACACGAGUUCGCUGCUGGUUUAGGACAGUUCUUAAAAAUGUUAAUACUGCUGUUAUAUGUGUCGCUCUGAGGAUGGUAGACUGUGAUUUCCUAGUGCUUUUAUGAGUACAGGCCUGAGUGUAGUUGAACCACAGGGACGAUGAAUGUACCGCGUCGUAGCUGCUGCCUGUCAGAUUUCGAAUGCGUCACUCCAUUUCUUUGUUUUGUCUCUGUAUAAAAAGUUCUUUGGGCACCUGUUGAAUUUGUCUGUCUGAAGUUGCUGUACACGUAUCUAGCACUUUUGUUUUUGUCACUGUACAUUCAGGGGAGAGAUAUUCGUGCAAUGUGAGCUGUGAUCCAAACAGGGCGUCCUUUGAAAACGUUUGGUUGGUUUAUGACAAUAAAAGCUUUUUGUACUACAGUAUGCUCUUCAUGUGACGGCUCGGAGACAAACGUGUGGGAACAUCUUUUCUCAACGGGCAAUUUUUUAUGCCGUUAUGGACAAUAUCACUUCAUGAAUGGUUCAUAUGCGCAAGUGGCAAUCUGCCAACAGCCUUUGCCCUGGAGGAGUCUUUUUCAUAAGUUUUGACUUGAUUAGGAACAAAAACCACCAGGUGGUCUCGCACUGAUUACAUGAGUCUCCUGUAGAGACACAAGUUGGUUUGGAUGCCACCUGCAGCUCAGCUGUGAGAGUGAACCUCUCACAGCUGAGCACGCAGUGGUUGUGAUCUUUUUUUUUCCCUUGCAAGGAAAUAAACUGAGAGACAUUUGA
This is a messenger RNA of Pungitius pungitius (ninespine stickleback), 3087 nucleotides long. RefSeq names its product ER lipid raft associated 2 (gene erlin2). Gene Ontology annotation, cellular component: endoplasmic reticulum membrane; endoplasmic reticulum. The record is from RefSeq and is a predicted model, not a curated record. Bases 111 to 1106 code for a protein of 331 amino acids. Gene Ontology annotation, biological process: SREBP signaling pathway. Gene Ontology annotation, molecular function: ubiquitin protein ligase binding; cholesterol binding. NCBI's taxonomy places the organism in Eukaryota, Metazoa, Chordata, Actinopteri, Perciformes, Gasterosteidae. The transcript has 12 exons.